Molecule: messenger RNA, 2760 nt
Organism: Mizuhopecten yessoensis (Yesso scallop)
Lineage: Eukaryota; Metazoa; Mollusca; Bivalvia; Pectinida; Pectinidae
Product: ATPase ASNA1 homolog
Exons: 8
Coding region: 19-1026 (335 amino acids)
Biological process (GO): post-translational protein targeting to endoplasmic reticulum membrane
Cellular component (GO): GET complex
Molecular function (GO): ATP binding; ATP hydrolysis activity
Source: RefSeq, a predicted model, not a curated record
UGUUCCGAAUAAUUCACGAUGGCGGCUUCCAAUGAUGUUGAUGUGGAAUUGGAACCUUCUCUGAAGAAUAUUGUGGACCAGACGAGUUUGAAAUGGAUAUUUGUCGGUGGGAAAGGAGGUGUUGGAAAAACAACAACAAGCUGUUCUUUAUCAGUGCAACUUGCCAAGGUAAGGGAGACAGUCUUGAUCAUAUCAACUGAUCCUGCUCACAAUAUUUCUGAUGCCUUCAACCAGAAAUUCUCCAAGGUGCCAACACUGGUCAGCAGUUUCCCAAACUUGUAUGCUAUGGAAAUAGAUCCAAACUUGGGAUUCUCCGAGCUCCCUGAUGAAUAUUUUGAGCAGCAAGAUGCUAUGCACAUGGGAAAGGCCAUGGUUGGGGAACUCCUGAGUGCUUUUCCUGGAAUUGAUGAAGCUAUGAGUUUUGCUGAAGUCAUGAAACUGGUGAACGGAAUGAACUUUUCGUGUGUGGUGUUUGACACUGCCCCCACUGGUCACACACUGCGCCUUCUCUCGUUUCCCUCCGUCAUAGAGAAGGGACUCGGCAAGAUUCUCCGACUAAAAAACCAAGUGGGACCAUUUAUAUCACAGAUGGCAGGUAUGAUGGGGAUGCAGGACAUGAACGCAGACGACAUGUCCACCAAACUACAGGACAUGCUAACCACGAUCAGACAUGUCAACGCCCAGUUCAAAAACGCAGAUGAAACAACAUUUGUGUGUGUUUGUAUAGCAGAAUUCCUGUCACUGUACGAAACAGAAAGACUGGUACAAGAAUUGACGCGAUAUGGUAUAGACACUCACAAUGUUGUGGUCAAUCAACUCUUAUUUCUAAAGAAGGGGACAGAACCGUGCAAAAUGUGCAAGUCUAGACACAAAAUACAAGCCAAGUAUUUAGACCAGAUUGCAGAUCUGUACGAGGACUUCAACGUGACAAAGUUACCUUUACUGGACGAGGAAGUUAGAGGAGCAACAAAGAUAACAGAAUUUUCCGAAAAUCUACUGGAACCGUACAAUGUAGAAAAAUCGUAGCCUUAGAUGGGGAUAACAACUGGGAUUAUUUAUUGUGCACGGUUAACAAAUGAUGGAAAAUUGUUGAUCUAGGUCAUUUAUAUGAAGUUGCGUAUUAAUGGUUAAUAAAUUACCUGAUCAAAUUUUUCGACCAAUUUAUCGUUAAAUUCUGUUUAUUUCUUUUUAAACAGUUCAUUGUUUAGUAACAUGGUUGACCAAGUGAAAUAAAGUUCUGCUGAAUACAGCCUAAGUGAGAUCAUCAUGACAUUUGGCGAAAUGUUGAUAAGUAAACCAAUCUUAACUGCAGUUACUUUGAUCACAUUUGUGUACAGAAAUGGUAAUGUCUGAAUCAACAGAAUUUGAAUUGACUCUGAUUAUCAGCACUUCAAACUAUCAGGCAAAUUUUCAAUUCAUUGACUGUAGUUAAGGUAAAUUAGGUAACUUACACAGGUGAGUUUAGGUAACACCAUUAAACUAUUAACUUGGUAAUCCUGCGGCUACAUAGUUUGCUCUGUCGCUUCAUACACCUCUAAACGAAUCUUCUGCAAUGGUGAAUUGCCUACUAUAAAUCCCAUCUUAUAAAAUCUGAACAGUAUUCCUAGACCACUGUAUCCAAUUUUUACAUUUUAUACAGCAUAGACAAUGGGUUAAGAAGAUUUGAUAUUGUCUUUAGACAAAAAUGUUUCAUAGACAGGACUUUUACUAAGCUUUUGUAUUUUGUGAAUUCUCAGCAUCCACAGCACAUGUAUCAAAGAGAACAGAUGUUAUUUAGCCUUCAUUAAUAAAGGAACAUUUUGAAAGUAUUUCAUCAUACUUUGAUACAUGUUCUUUAAUGCCGGAAAAUCAAUCGGUCUAACUUCAGGUUUGAGUAAGAGCUUCGAGUCCUUUUCAAAGAAUGACUAGAUUCUUAAAUGGACUAGAUUCUAACCGCAGGACUACUAGAUUAAUAAAACCUUCAAAACUACUUGGGUAAGGUAUUCAAUGUGAUAGUACAUGCUACAAUAGUUGAGUAAACUUUAUAUUAUACUACAUGUAUCUGUUCAUAUUUCUUUGGUUGAUUUUUCUUUUUGAUAUUCACACAUAGGUCAGGUUUACUCAAUAUAAAUCUAGAACCACAGUAUUGCAUCUGUUGCCUUUUUUAACCUUUAGAAAAUUGAUCCUUGAAAUUUGAAAUAUAAUACUGAACAGAUUGAAGGCCUAAUAUCAAAUCAUUCACAAUUAACUCUUCAGAUCCUAUAAGAAUUCAUUACAGCUGUAUUGAACUUCCUUAUUCUGUGUGGUGUAUUCUAUAGGGUGUAAUAUAGCUAGAAACAGACAGUGAUACAGUCUGAUAUGUUGAUACCUUCAUUGAUUCACCCUUUCACCACUGUAGUCCAUAAUGGACUCGUCCAUAUCAAUGCAUGGUAGAGUCUACUUAAGUUACAUAGAGGUGAAAGGGUUAAGCCCUGAAAGUACUGGCCCACUCCGCCCAUUUAAUUGUUCUUUUUUGAAGGGAAAUAUAUGACUUGAGUAGCCAUGCACUGUACCUUGUGAUUGUCAAAUGUGAUUUAUGCAUAAUUACACACUGCAGUGUAAAACCGUUUUUAAUGUAUAUACAUGUACAUAUAAGUCAAAUGUUGUCAGAUUGUAUCCUAUUGUUCCCUAUUAUUAGACAUUAACCAUAACAACUACGUAACACAUUUACUAUAAAUACAAUUUCAAGCAGAACACCGGGCAUUUUAAUGUUUUGAUAUUUUCAUGAGGUUUUUAGGUCAC